GCAGUUGUUACAGGGGGAAACGAAGGUAUAGGGUAUGAAAUAGGCAGGCAGCUAAUGGAAAAAGGAGUAAUGGUAAUUUUAACAGCUAGGGAUGAAAAAAGAGGCAAAGAAGCUGUUGAAAAGCUAUUGAGAGAAGAGUCUUGUUAUUAUCAUCAAAUGAAUCUUGUUGUGUUUCAUCAAGUUGAUGUUGUGGAUCCACAAAGUUUUUCCUCUUUGGUUGACUUCAUCAAAUCUAAAUAUGGAAAGCUUGAUAUUUUGGUAAAUAAUGCAGGAGUUAAUGGAUUAAUGGUAGAGGGAGACGUUUCAAUCCUUCCGGAGAUGAUAGAAAGACAAGCUACUCGAGGUUUAUGCAACACAACUGAGGAGGAUGAAGUUCCAAUCAAGUCAACUGGAAAAUUGAUAGAGAAUUUUGAAUGGGCAGAAGAAUGUAUAAACACUAAUUAUUAUGGAGCAAAAAGAAUGAUUGAUGGCUUUAUUCCACUACUCCUCUUGUCUCCUUCACCAAGGGUUGUUAAUGUUUCUUCUUUGCUUGGAAAGAUAAAGCUGGUAUCAAAUCAGUGGGCCAUAAAGACUUUAAGUGAUGGAGCAGGCCUUACAACAGAAAAAGUGGAUGAAGUACUCAAUGAGUUUCUUAUGGACUUCAAGGAGGGCCUAUUAAAGGAAAAGGGCUGGCUCACUGAUAUGGCCGCUUAUACAGUCUCAAAAGCAGUCAUGAAUGCAUACACAAGAAUUGUGGCCCAAAAGUAUUCUUCCAUAUGUGUCAACUGCAUUUGCCCAGGCUUUACCAAGACAGACAUUACUCGUAAUACUGGGCCUUUGACUCCACAAGAUGCUGCUGAAGGCCCAAUACUUCUGGCCCUUUUGCCUGAAGGUGGGCCUACUGGCCAGUUCUUUCAUCGGAAGAACGUUCCGAUAACAUUCUGAAAAGAAAAAAGUCCAAUUUAAGCGUUGCAUGAAACAUCAAAUGAACUUGUAAUAUUAUAUUUUAAAGAAUAGAAUUCUUCUAUUUCCCCUGAAAAAAUCGGAUGUUCAUUUGGCAUGAGCAGUGUACGAGCCCUUUCUUGA
Molecule: messenger RNA, 1065 nt
Organism: Lycium barbarum (goji berry)
Lineage: Eukaryota; Viridiplantae; Streptophyta; Magnoliopsida; Solanales; Solanaceae
Product: (+)-neomenthol dehydrogenase-like
Exons: 4
Coding region: 55-924 (289 amino acids)
Cellular component (GO): membrane
Source: RefSeq, a predicted model, not a curated record